AAACUUACCCUUCAUAGCCAUUUAAACCUGUGUGUGUCAACUUGUGUGUUUAUUAACUUUUGAUCAGGGGCCAUUUUGGUGAUUUCAGUUAUCAUUAUGAUUUAAAAAGGGAAAACACAAUUAUGUGAAAAUAAAUGGCUUCACCUGACCACUAUCUCUAAAUAAAACAAAAGUUUUCAGCAUCAUCAGUCAUAUUUUCCAAUAAAUGGCCAAUUUUUCACAAAUUCUACCAGGGUAUGUAAACUUAUGAGCCAUACUGUAUAUAUUAAGGUGGAAAGUCAGGAUGUGGAGGAAACAAGUGCAACUUUCCUUCAUAGAUUGACCUGCAAAUAACAUUUUUUCCUACCAUUAACAUACUGUACUGCCACGUGCAUUUACUGCAAAAAGUGGAAAUUUUAAUAACGUUGCAAUUGAACGUAUCAUGGUUUUGUAGAAUUGUACAAUAUCGAAGUUCUAGUCUGGCGAUGUUGAGUUGUUGAGUCUAUAAAUCUCUACCUUUUUCCUUAAAUUGACACAUUACAUCAAUGCAAAUUUUACAUUAUUAUUUGCUUAUUGCAUGUACUCUUUAUACAAUGAACACAUUCCUCAGUCAACAUAUUUUACAUGUUUUUAUUGUAAAUUUCUAUUUUAUAUUCAUGAUUACUUGACUUGUAUUUGAUCUUUUCUCUGAUUGAACAUCGAGGCAAAUUCCUUUUAUUUGAAAACCUGCUGGGCAAUAAACCUGUUUCUGAUUUUGCUUCUGAUUGAAUAAUAGGUUACAUUAGCAAACAUUACUGAUAGAGACUUCACAGAAAUCCAAGAUGCUUCUUAUUACUGAAAGAGGACAAACAGUUAAAUCAACUCUCAGAAGAAGAUAUUUUGUGGGGCGGUGGAGGAAACGUUUUAUUAAGCAGAAACAGAUACAUGCAGGUUGUUGAAUAAGACUUUGCAUUAAAACUAUAAUUUCACAUCAUUGUUUAGUUUUUAUUUGAAGAUUUACUCAUAGUUUCCUCAGUGUGUUUGCUUUGAAUUAUUCUUUAACUCAUCUCACAAAGGUUGAGACAGGAAGUAAAACCUCCCGUUAACCACUAGAGGCCAGACUAACUCCCAACAUCAACUUGUUUCACCUCUCUCUCGCUUCCAGGGCUCUUCUCUUCAUUCCUCCUCAUCAUGUUCAUCAACCAUUCAUCACCAAAUUCAUCUCAUCCACCACCCUCAGGGUCCGCACCCACCCCUACACCCCUGCACCCCACCACCAUCCUCUCCACCACCUUGACCCACACUAACGCCACCGUCAACCCGGCCGCCGCUGCCAUAUCCAACUUCUUCAAUGAUCUGCUGGAUAAGAUCCCCUUGCCUCGAUGGGCGAUCUACACCAUCUUUGCGGCUGGUGGUCUGCUGAUUCUGCUCUGCCUUCUGUGUAUCUGCAUCAAGUGCUGCUGCAAAGGGAAGAAGAAGAAGCGGCAGAAUAAGAACGAUGAGAAGAUCAACUUGAAGGGAGUGAACGGAAAAACCACCGCAGCUCUGGUUCAGCCUGAUGUGGCAGAUGUGGACUACGGCUCGACCAAACAACAGAGAGGAAAGCUGCUCUACUCUCUGGAGUACAACGCCAAUCAGUCGGAGCUCACUGUGGGGAUCAAACAAGCCGCCAACCUGAAGGCCAUGGACCUGGGAGGAAGCUCUGACCCCUACGUGAAAGUCUACAUCUGUCCUGACAAAUCCAAAACCUGCGAGACCAAAGUGUUCAGACACACGCUGAACCCCGUCUUCAACGAACAUUUCAACUUCCAGAUAGCCAAGUCUACGCUGCUGAAGUCGACGGUGGUGUUGCAGAUGUUUGACUUCAACAGAUUCUCCAAACACAACAUCAUUGGCGAGCUCAGGCUGCAGCUCGGCGACGUCGACUGGAACCACGUCAUCGAGGAGUGGCAGGACCUCGCUGAACCCGCCAAAUUUGAGGAAGAAAACCUGGGGGAGAUCUGCUUCUCUCUGCGUUACGUUCCCACUGCCAGCAAACUGACUGUGGUGAUCCUGGAGGCCAAAAACCUGAAGGCCAUGGACAUCGGAGGAACCUCAGAUCCGUAUGUGAAGGUGCAGUUGGCUCUGGACAAGAGGAAGUGGAGGAAAAGGAAGACGUCCAUUAAAAAGAAGACGCUGAACCCUUAUUACAACGAAUCCUUCACCUUCGACGUGUCAUUUGAACAAAUCCAGAGAGUGAACCUGGUGAUCUCCGUGUGGGACCACGACGCCAUGACCCGCAACGACGCUAUGGGGAAGAUCUUCCUGGGCUGCGAUGCCACAGGGAACCAGCUGAGGCACUGGGCCGACAUGUUGUCCAACCCACGGCGGCCGGUCGCUCAGUGGCACAACCUGCUGUCCGCCGAGCAGGUCAACUCCACCCUGACCCUAAAAAGCAAGAUCCCCCUCUCCAGCAAACUGCCCUUCUGAUGGAAAACACAGUGUCGGUCCUGUCGAAGACGAAUCAUUUCAAACAGACAAAACCAGUAUGAGGAGAUUUAAAUAUUGUUUAUUUCAUCUAUCGUAUUGAUUUCUUUGUAUUUUACAUUAAAGAUUAACUAUUAUAUUUUGGUAUCAAAUCAUAAAAUGAUAAAUGAUAUUUUACUUUCCAACAUGAGCACUUCACUCUUCCUGUAUAAACUGUAUCAGACCUCAAAACAAAUGUCAACCUUCAAAUAGUCAAUCUUCAAGUUUUCUCUAAUAUGAAUUAAAUAUUAUUUUAUCAAUUGCA
This is a messenger RNA of Thunnus maccoyii (southern bluefin tuna), 2728 nucleotides long. It is a transcript of the gene syt8, whose product is annotated as synaptotagmin VIII. The transcript is spliced from 8 exons. Gene Ontology annotation, biological process: regulation of calcium ion-dependent exocytosis; regulation of dopamine secretion; calcium ion-regulated exocytosis of neurotransmitter. Gene Ontology annotation, molecular function: phosphatidylserine binding; calcium ion binding; calcium-dependent phospholipid binding. Gene Ontology annotation, cellular component: synaptic vesicle membrane; axon; dense core granule. The coding region runs from base 1150 to 2427 and encodes 425 amino acids. NCBI's taxonomy places the organism in Eukaryota, Metazoa, Chordata, Actinopteri, Scombriformes, Scombridae. The record is from RefSeq and is a predicted model, not a curated record.